Molecule: messenger RNA, 1054 nt
Organism: Phaedon cochleariae (mustard beetle)
Lineage: Eukaryota; Metazoa; Arthropoda; Insecta; Coleoptera; Chrysomelidae
Source: the annotation of a GenBank genome assembly
ACGCUGUUGAUUAUUGUUUAUGUUUCGAGCUUUCUUAUUUCAUAGCGGUGAUUACAGAGCUCACACCGUCCAGUGCAUCCAGUCUCUCAGUGAUGAUUUAAGUGUCUAAAGAAAUAUCAUAUUAUUAUCGCAUCAGGAAAUGAACAAUCCAGAAUUGUAUGCUGAAACUAAUGGCCUCGCAGGAGUGUCUGCCAAAUUUGUCAUUGACAAAUAUGGCAAAUGGCUUACAUGGAAAGAUAGCGAAUCCAUCAUGGAGUUCGGAAUUGGAACUGGAAAUACCACGAAGGAAAUCAUUCUACCACGGAUACCACAAAAUUUCGCCGAAUAUGUUGCUACCGAUAUCAGUAAAGCGUUUGUUAAUGCAGCGAAGAGCACGCUAGGACAACAAACAAGAUUUCAUUUCAAGGAUUUCGAUAUCGAAAGUGAGAAAGUACCUUCCGAUUUCAUAGAGAGAUUCAACCAUAUCAUGUCUUUUAUUGCAAUGCACUGGAUUAAUACGCCAAGGAAAGCAUUCGAAAAUAUGCUUGAAAUGUUGAAGUCAGACGGAGAAAUAUUCCUGAUGUAUUUCGAUAAAAGCCCCAUAGAUGGUGCUCUAGAACAACUGGCUAAAAUUCCAAGAUGGGCUGAAUAUGGCCACGAGAACUUCAUUUCACCAUAUUACUAUAGUAACGACCCAUUGAUAGCAUGCGAGGAGGACAUGACAGCAGCAGGAAUAGAAAAUUAUAAAAUAAGGAUUGAAAAAAUGGUAUAUCGCUUCCCCAGUGUUGAUGAUUGUAUAAAUGGAUUAUACUCCGUGAGUCCUGUUUUGAACAGAAUACCAAAAGAAGAACUUGAAGAUUACAAACGUGACUAUGUGAAGUACGCAUUGAGAACUGGAGGAUAUUUCGAAGGAAAUGACGAAUUUGGAUGCAGCUUCAUUGGAAUAAAUUAUAAUCUAAUAGUCGCUUAUGCCAAAAAAUGAAUCACUUUCAUUGAUGAUAGUCAAGAUUCCAUUUUCACCCUGUACAUAUUUUCAAUAAUGGGUUUCAGAAAUAAAUAUGAUUUAGCAAUCGAA